Astyanax mexicanus (Mexican tetra) is the source of this 2970-nucleotide messenger RNA. RefSeq names its product O-acyltransferase like (gene oacyl). Bases 159 to 2204 code for a protein of 681 amino acids. The transcript is spliced from 16 exons. The record is from RefSeq and is a predicted model, not a curated record. NCBI's taxonomy places the organism in Eukaryota, Metazoa, Chordata, Actinopteri, Characiformes, Acestrorhamphidae. Gene Ontology annotation, molecular function: acyltransferase activity, transferring groups other than amino-acyl groups.
GAUCUCAUGAAUAGUCUCUGCUGUGUGUUAGCCCUCCGGCUAAUCACUAAGAGAACCCAGUAAGAUCAGUUUCGCAGUGGUUCCAGUUGCUGUUUCUAACUCUAGUCUGCAGGCAUUCACAGAUCAGUUCAUAAGAGAGAACCCUCAGAACAGGCACAAUGCUGCUGGUGAAGUGGACGGCUGGACUGAUCUUCUUCUUUGGCAUCAUCUUCUGCUCUGCAGGCCAGACCUUCAACAUCACCGUCAAGUGCAUGCAGGACACAACAGCCUUCCUGAUGGAGCUGGAGAAAGAGAACCCGGAUCAGUAUGCAGUGCAGAUGUAUGAUGCCUUUGGAAAGCUUGGCAGUGAUGUUGAGGGCGGUAAUGUGAACAGAGCUGGAUCUCUGCAGGAGUGUGUGUCUGUCAAAGGCCCUGGCUUCAAAGGACAAUACUGCCAAGUCUUCCUCAAACAGGAGGAAGUGGAGUAUUUUGUUGGGAUAUGUGUGCCAGAUUCAUGUGAUGAAGAGGAAGUGAGGACAUUUGUCGUCUAUCAGGCAUUUGACCAGGGUCACGUGUCUCUGAUUCCUCCUGUGCCGGCUCUGUUAAUAUCUGACCCCACACUGGGCAUAUUCAUGACUCAGUGUAUCAGCACCAACAUCACACCCGACCGGUCAGCUGUAAUCUGCCUCUGUGUGUGUGUCCUGAUGAUGGCUCUGCCUAUCGCUGCGUCCGUUUAUGUGGCGGCGGUCAGGCGGAGGAGCCGGAGAGAGGUCAGGCCAGGGGUCGAAUCGACACUGCUCUCAAAAACCAACCAAUAUGGAGCACUGCUGGCUAAUGGCUCGCCCAAUCAGAGCAAAGAAUGCAUUUCACUCAGAGACACUACAGCAGCACGGGACAGCAGUGAAGAGAAGGACCAGGAGGACAGAACAAUGAGUCGUAUGCUGCAGUAUGUGCAGUGUUUUUCAGUGCAGGUCAGCAGUGUUGGUGUGUUUAACACUGAGAAUAUUGGACGCAGUUACUCCUCUCUGAACGGGAUCCGUAUCCUCAGCCUGCUAUGGAUCAUCUGCGGUCACACUGUCCAGCUCAGCGCCUGGAGCAGCCUUGAUAACGAUAAGCGAUGGAGACAAGCUGUCCAGAGCAGCCCUCUCUAUGUGUUCGCCUUCAGUGGGCCGGUUUACCUGGCUGUGGACACUUUCCUGUUGCUUGGUGGUCUCCUGAGUGCUAAGUCUCUACUCACCUCCAUCCAGAGGUCAGAAAACACACUCAGCCUCCGUCUGGUUGGACACUUCCUUUUUAAGAGGUUCAAAAGGAUCCAGCCCCUGCACCUCUUCAUCGUAUGUCUGAUCAUCUCAGUCUUCUCGCUGCUUCAGAGAGGAGUUUUCUGGUUUAUGGCUGAGGAUGAAAUCCUCAACUGUAAGAAGUACUGGUGGUCCAACCUGCUGCUCAUCAACAACCUCUUCACCAUCACUGAUAUAUGUGCUCCUUGGACCUGGUAUCUCUCCAUUGAUUUCCAGUUCUACAUGACUACACCUUUGCUCAUUUUUCUCUACAGACUGAAUAAAUUUGUGCUACUUGCUGUGGCGAUGACUCUGCUGAUCCUGUCGAGCUUGGCUGGUGCUUUAAUCACUGCAUAUCUGCACCUGCCUGUACAUCAGCCCACCACACUAGCAUAUGAGAGCUACUUUCAAUAUUACUACAACAAACCCUACACCAGAUACGGCCCAUAUCUCCUGGGCAUCCUUGCUGGACUUUACAUGGCAAACAAGAAAGAAGCUUUGUUAAAAAAGCAGUGGCAUGCAGUUGCUGGUUGGUUAAUUUCUCUGUCAGUCAUGGCUUCGCUGGUGGCUUUGGCUUAUGUGCUGCGAGAAGUUCCAGCUCAGGCAUCGCUCACCCAUGCAGUUUAUCAGGGGCUCCAUCGCUCACUGUGGGCUCUGGCUGUGAUCUGGAUCAUCCUGGCUUGUGAGGAGGGCUAUGGCGGGUUUGUAAAUAGGAUAUUGUCUCUAAAUGUGUGGAUCCCUCUGUCCAACAUCAGUUUUGCCUGUUAUCUGAUCCACCCUAUCCUCAUUUUACUCUACAACGGCAAGCAGGAGACCCCAAUCCACUACACUGACCUUAACUUUUUGUACCUGUUCCUGGGCCACGUGGUGCUAACCGUAGUGCUGGGAUUUGCUCUGACUGUGCUGAUUGAGAAGCCUUUUCUAUUUCUGAGAAAAGCUAAAGGAUAAGCAUGCACUCAUUUUAGCAUAGUGUCAAAUGUGAUAUAAUUAUAACUUAUUUAAAAAUAAACAGUACCAGUCAAACGCUUGGACACAUUUUAAAUUUAGUGUUUUAUUAUGAAGAAAAACAUAUGAAAUUAUUUAGUAAAGUAAAAGUGUUUCUUCUUGCUUAGAUGAAAGCUUUGCACAUCUUCAGCUUUAUGAGGUAGAGUCACCUGGAAUUCAAGCUUUCAGUUAACAGCUGUGCUGAACUCAUCAAGAGUUAAUUACUUGAUAUAAUGUGUUUGAGAGCAUUAGUUGUAAAGUAGUGAAGUGGUAGAGUUGGUACACAGUGAAUAGCCUUAUCUGUGUAAUGUUUUAAUCCAUAUUAUGGCAAGAAUAAGGAUGGAUAAGAACCCAGCUAAAAGCUUCACAUAGCAUUUUUGUUUGUUUAACACUUUUAAGUUACUGCAUGAUUCCUGAUGUGUUCCUGUUUGUUUCAUAGUCUGGAGGAUUUUAGUAUUCAUUUACAAUGGAAAAAAUAUAUUGAAUGAGAAGGUGUGUCCAAAUUGUAUAUAGCUAAAAUAUAUGUUCCAGUUUAUGAGACAAAAUAAACAAAACUGGAAAUUGGGAAAAUAUAUUUCCUGUACAUAUUUAGUGACCUAUACCAAUACAUUAUAAUAGUGCAGUUAAAAUAAUUUUGUUAAUAAAGUUAUUUGUUGGAUAAUAACGGUAUCUAAUAGAGAAUGAUGUUAUUUGUUGGAUAAUUAUAGUAUUUUGGGAAACACUUUAAAAU